This is a messenger RNA of Vespa velutina, 4197 nucleotides long. It is a transcript of the gene dsb, whose product is annotated as scavenger receptor class B member 1. Gene Ontology annotation, molecular function: scavenger receptor activity. The transcript has 10 exons. Gene Ontology annotation, cellular component: cytoplasm; membrane. Lineage: Eukaryota; Metazoa; Arthropoda; Insecta; Hymenoptera; Vespidae. The record is from RefSeq and is a predicted model, not a curated record. The coding region runs from base 1791 to 3521 and encodes 576 amino acids.
CGGGAGCACUAAACCCACCACCAUUGGUAUCGUUACCGCUACCGUUGAGUUCUCCUUUGGAUACGAGGUGGGUACGAAGUAACGUUUUACCAAUGGUCCAGACAGUUUCAUUUAAUCACUUCGUCGUGUAAAUCAUAGAUCAUCAAUAGUCGUCCGUGAAUCUUAUAUCGAGCACGUCGCGUUCGUUUAGAAGAAAAAGAGAGCAGAGGUAUUAGAUAAGAAAAAAGAAGGGAAGAAGAGAAAGAAAUUACAUUUAUAUAUAACGGUCGAACACGCAAUAGAACGUUCAAUUUCUUUCACCAUACCGACGAAUCUCGAGAGCCGGUUCUGUUUCUUUUUUUUUUUUUCUUUCUUUCAUUUCUUUUUCUUUUUUUAACUUCAGUUCUCCCUCUUCUUUUGUUUUUCUUUUGUUCUUCUUUCUUCCAGUUUAUCAGAGCGUUUCAUUCACAAUUGUCGUCAGUAUCCGUUUAGAGAUCGAUUGCUGCGGUGACUUUAACGCUUGGAACGAAAGCUUCCUAGUAAGCUCACGUUUCCUUCUUAUAGUGUUCGAGCCGAUAAAGAUAAAAGAAUUCGAACGGUGUACGUAACGGUGAUAUCUAGGGAGAAAGGAAUUACACGUCGUCUGUCUCGCCGGAAAUUCACAUCGAAGGAAAAUCUUGGAGAGGAUCGCGGAAAAGUUGUCGAAAGGAACGCGACGAACCGUUUGGCCAUCGGUGAUCCAGGAGAGAAACUUCGUUCUCUCGCUUUCUUCUUCUUUUUCUAUUUAUCUCUUACUCUCUCGCUCUACGACCACGACCCACCCUAUUUUCACUCCGGCUUCUUGUGUAUUACAUAAAGAGGUACAUUUUAUUGGCCAGUUAACGAACCCGCGACCGAGUGCUUACUUAAGUGCGUGUGUGUAUGUCCGCGCGAGUGCUCGCGCUUUAAAACCCACAUUUUUCGGAGACGACAAAAGAGCGAGAAAGAAGAACUACUAAAAAACGGAGAAAUCUUUCAUAAAUUUCUGUGGGAGUCAAGGACAAGCAACUGUCGUUUUACCAAGAAAAAAAUAAAAAGUACAAGAAGAAAAAGGAAAAGAAAAAGAAAAAGAAAAAGAAAAAGAAAAAGAAAAAGAAAAAGAAAAAGAAAAAGAAAAAGAAAAAGAAGGAGGAGGAGGAGGAGAAGAAAAGAAAAACGGCCGAGAGUGAAAGUUAUUUUAUUACUCGUUAAAAAUUUCGAUUCACGGUCAGAUCCAUGACCUAAUGUCGUCUGCAAACGUCCUUUAGAUUUAUCCUUUUUUUCUCUCAGAGAAGCGCGUGAAAGCGCGCAGAGGUCAUCGUUGUCUCUUUAUAAUCAUUUGCGAGAUUCCAAGUUACUAGAACUGCAUACUUCGGUCAAUCAGAAAGAAAGAAAACACAAAGGAGUAGUAUCUGGAGUCUAAUUCUAAGACAAUUUUUGAUUCAUCAUCUAUCCAAAUAACGUGAUAUUAUGAGCUUUUACAUCUGUCAGACAAAUAAUAUCCAGAAGUAUUCCCUGACACGAUGUUGGGAGAAGUAACAUGACGACGUGCUUUCUAAACGUAACACAUCGUGGAUUAGCUGUAACGCGAUUUCUAGGUAUUGUCCAAUAAACAGAGCACAAAGCAUCCUAUCGUACAUCCAAUACUUGCAUCUACGUGUGAAAUAUCGACAAAUUGUCUUGAAUUACGUUUGCCGAGACUUUUUCUUUUUUUCUUCAUUCAUCGACCUUUCGACAAGUUCUUUUAUUUAUUCUUUUCUGGAAGGACCGGUUAAGCAAGAUUCGAAUUAAGGAUGAGAUUUAUAACGUCGUUAUUCGGAAAUGGUUCGCCUAAGACUAUGGGAAGGCAAUAUAUGAAAGUUGGAAGAAAUGCACUUCUUGGUAUAAAACCUAAUCAAAAGGAUGGUAUCUGUUCGGAGAAAGUACCAACACCAUUGUCUAUGCUCAUUUCAAGAGGGGGCAAGUUAAAACACAGUAGAAUAGCAGCAAUUUGUUUUGGCCUACUUGCUCUUAUCAUCGGCAUCGUUCUUAGCAGUAUACCAUGGGUAGAUUACAUUAUUUUGAAGCAAUUACGUUUAUGGAAUGGCUCGCUCUCUUUUCAAUAUUGGCAGAAACCUGGAGUUGUUCGAUUGACCAAAGUCUACAUAUUUAAUAUGACCAAUACCGAAGGCUUUUUACAAUUCAAUGAAAAGCCGAAACUUCAAGAAAUCGGUCCUUUCGUUUAUAGGGAAGAUAUGGAAAAAGUCAACAUAGUUUUUCACAAUAACGGUACUGUGACUUAUCAACAUAAGAAAAUUCUAAAUUUCGUUCCUGAAAUGUCCAGAGAUGGAGAGCUCAAAGUAAUGGUUCCUAAUAUUCCACUACUUACACUUUCGACGCAAAGCAAGAGUCUACCUCGAUUUAUCACGAUCGGUUUAUCGAUGUUUCUAAGUGGAAUGCAAAUGAAACCAUUUAUUCCUCUUACUGUUCAAGAACUUGUAUUUGGUUACGAUGAUCCACUCGUUAGUAUAGCGCAUCGAUUUUUUCCGAUAAGUCGGCGUCCUAUGAGUAAAAUAGGAAUUCUAAAUGGCAGAAACGGUACGUUAAGUGAGGUAUCGACAAUAUAUACCGGACACACAGAUAUGAAAGUAUUUGGUCUUAUAAAUCGAUUAAAUGGAUUGGAUCAUCUACCUUAUUGGCCAGAAGCACCAUGCAAUUCUAUCAUAGCUUCCGAAGGUUCAUUCUUUCCUCCACGAGAUAAAACCGGAUCGGAUAUCGUUCAUAUUUGGGACAAAGACCUCUGCCGUGUUUUACCAUUGCAAUAUCGUGGACCAGUAAAAAAUAGUUCCAUAAAAGCAGAUUUAUAUACGCCACCGGAAAUGGUUUUCGGACUGCCAGAUGAUAAUAAUCCAGAAAAUAAAUGCUUCUGCUCGGAUGAUUUUUCUACUUGUCCAAAAAAAGGAUUACAAAAUAUCAGUCCUUGCCAAUACACUGCACCAAUCUACAUAUCUUUUCCACAUUUCUAUCAAGCUGAUACGGAACUUUUAGACGCUGUUCUAGGAUUAAAACCAGUCCCGGAAUUACACGAAACUUAUUUUAAAAUACAACCGAAACUCGGUGUACCUAUAGAAGGAAAAGUUCGAAUACAGAUAAAUUUAAAGGUAGAACGACAGCCGAAUAUUGGGGUGGUCGCGAACUUUCCUGAUAUAGUGUUUCCGAUUAUGUGGCUCGAAGAAGGUAUCGAAGAAUUGACACCAUCGAUCAGAAGAUGGGUUUAUUUGGCUACAACAUUCGCGGACGUUGCAGUACCAUGUGUCAGUUACGGGUUGAUUCUAGUCGGUUUGAUAACUAUAAUCGUGGUCUUCGUUAAGGCUUACAACAACGUGGUGUUUACACACGAAGCAAUAGAGUUAGGAAAGAGGACUAUUAGAAGAGGAUCGUCCUUCUUAGUAAAUCAACAGCAUCGAUUACUCGUUAAUAAAGACUCCAAUUAUGUUUUAUUAAGUAACGAUAUCGAAGAGAUAUCUACUGAUGUAGUUGUAUGAUCGAAACUUUUAGAUAAAGAACGAAACGAAACGAAACAAUAAGGAAUGAAACGGAAUGAUAUGAAAGAAGAAAAUAAUACAUAAUACCAAUGACAUUAAUAUUAGAUGAUAAGACAUUAUUCCAUAAGACGAAACUACCAUACGUUCGAUAUGUCACACCAAAGUUUCGUAAAGAUUCGUCGGGGAACUAAUAAAACGAACGGUUAAGUGUGCUAUAAAUAUGAUAACACGCAACGCGUUCAUUACUUUCUUCGUUCAAUAAAGGUUUAAAAGUACAGGUCGCGAGAAACGUCCCGAAAAGAUCGUUUCAUUUUUGUUAUGUCUGUGAUGCCGUCCCUUUAUUUAUAAUCCUCAAAAUAAAAGCUAACGUGAUUUAGGCCGCAUCAAAUUGGUCGACGAUCGAAACGAACUUGCCUUUUCUCUUAUUCCAUUAAUUAAAUUGUUAUGUUUCUCUUCGUUGACCAGUUGAGAUGCUCUCGGUUAAAAUCUAGUGCAAUAUUAGGAUCAUAUAUUUUAAUAUAUUUUCUAUCAAUGACUACCAAAUUCUAAUGUCGAACAAAUAUAUAUAUUGAUGUACUCUUAUUAAAAGAUAUAACAAUUACUGAAAUAUUUCGAAAUAUAUGAGACGUUUUUAGAUUAGCUAAGCUGAUCUAACUACUUAUAGGGAUUAAAGAAA